AUGUCUCGAAGGACCAUCUCUGUCAUCAGCAGCGACAGUAUCGCCGACCGCUCUGCCGAAGUCUACAUGGCUGGAAUCGAUGCCCUUUCCCAAGUGUCCUCAUCUCCAACAAAACAGUAUCGAUUUGGUAGACAGGACGACACUGAUGACGACGAAGACGAAGACGACGAUGACGGUCGUCCCAUCAUAGAUCUAGAUGCUGCUCGGCCUAAUUCUGCUCGUCAGUUUGGACUCGGCAUGGAAGAGGCAAACAAUGGAAAUCACAGUCGAGCCAGCAGUCGAGGUGCUAGUGGAUCGUCUCUGCUGCAAUUGAUGUCUUCAAGUCCAACUAAGGGAAAAGGCGCCUUCUCAAAGAGAACUGGAUAUAUCAAUGGAGUCGAAGUCAGGAAUCGAGAUCAAAUACCAUCAGCGUCAACUUUAGCCAUGCUCGAAUCCCGCUUCCAUAGCUUGCAGAUAUCGCAAGCAGAUCUCGCAUUCGCUCCAAUAGAUGUCGUAUUCAGCUCGGCUGAUGGAAUGAGAAUGUUGGAAGCUGAUCUCCUCAGGUUAAUACAGUCUUCAGAAGACACAACUUUGAAGGCUAAAGCUGAUGCUCUCUUGGCAAGUGUCUUGCAAGAAGCUGAUAUGUAUGAAGCAGCUUUGAAAGCACAAGAUAUGGACGAACCCUCCAGACAGAAAGUGCUGCGGCAUUUUCCAUCAACAUCAGAUAUUUUACCAUACAGCACAUCAAGACAUCUAUCUAGAACUCCAUCCACUGAUACCCUAGCAUCUCGCAUAUCCACCACGAGUACAAUAAGACAAGUAGCACCAUCAAUAGCAUCAUCUGUAAAACCCCGUGUGCCUCUACGAGAUCAAAUAUCGCCACGACCACCAUCAGUAGCCACGCAAUCAUCUGCAAACUAUACCGAUUCGUCUUUUCCAGCUCAAAGUAAUACAAGCGGUUCUGGAAGAACACCACCAGGUCCAAAUGAUGUCUUUCAAUGGACUCCAUUUAGCAAGAUUUCAGAUCAUGUCUGCGCUGAAUCGAUACAGGCUACUGUUGGUAUACCGUCUGUGAUAGCCGUGUCUGGGUGGAUAGUCAUUGGAACGUCUCGUUCAGCACUCUUGGUGUAUGAUUUAGCUCAAACGCUACAUUCAGUGCUGGGAGACAAUCAAUCAAUGGAAUAUGGAGCAGUCACAUCACUAUCAAUAUCUUCAGAUCAAUCAACAGUAGCAGCCGGUUAUGGAGCUGGAUUUGUAGUAGUUUGGGACAUACAGAGACGGAUAGUCAUGAGAGUGCUACCACCUGUGCAGAGAUUAGAUGGUAGAAAGGAUGGACACAUGCCAGGUGCUUCCAUAAUUCACGUUGGAUUUGUUGGAGGAAGCAAAGCAGAACUUGUUUCUGCUGACAACCAGGGUGCUGCUUUUUUGCACAUCUUUUCAAAAAUGGUCUUGGUAAAUACAGUCACUUCUGUCAGGAUACAUGGAAGACCAGAUGCUCUAGGACGGCCCAUCGUCCCCUCCACAAUAUAUGCUAUGACAGCCAUGUCAUCGUCCAAACAUAUUCUUGAGCAACAUGGAUUGAUUGCCUUGUCAACACCAUACAAGAUGGCAGUUCUCACUACUCGACCCGUCCCUCAAAUCCUCUUCAAAUUGUCAUGGACGCCAGAAGAGGAGAGGACUACUAGUGCCUCAUUAGCUGCAAAACAAGCUGUGCCUUGUGCUUGUUUGGCGUGGAGUCCACUAGUAGCUUCGUCGUCGCAGCUACCAGGUCGACCUGUCACAGAUGCAUUACAUUUGGCUGCUUCCUCAGGCUUCAAAUUGUAUGUAAUGAGAGUCACUGCAUCCAGGACACGAACUCUCGAUAGUAGAAGAGCCACAGAGACGUCCCUAAUAUUACCGCAAUUCGUAGUCUUGGGUGAAUGGCUUGGACCAGAGAAUAUAGUUGCAAUCCAAUGGCUCAAUCCUCAGUUGGUGUUGCUCAUGACGAACCAUCAAGACCUAAUUGUGUUCGAUAUUGCCACCAUGCAAGCUGUAGAACGAAGUACAGUCCAUCCAAGAAAAGUAGUAACACACGACUACUUUUCCAAAGCAUUAGCCUUCUCAGAGUUGGCAUGCUAUUCCAGCAUUCGAAUGUUUAAGGGACGGAUAUUUGUUUUGGGACAAGAAGACGUAUCAAUGAUCCAACUAGUAAAAUGGUCCGAUCGUCUCAAUUCAUUGGCUCGAACUGGAAACUUUACAGAAGCCCUAGCUUUAGGAUGUGACUUUUACUCUGGCAGUUAUCGCAGGGCGGCGGGAUCCUUACCUGCUGACGACGCUGAACGACGUAGACAGGUCUCUUCCCAAGUAAAGGAUUUGCUGACCACAUAUGUAGAUAUGUCUCUGCAUUCAUAUGAACCUCAUCAGGAAGACGGCUCCUCAUACAAACACCUCGCUACAGUGUGCUUUGAGACCUGUAUAGCAGUCAAUCGACAAGAUUUCCUCCUAACUGAAAUCUUUGAGAAAUUCUCGGAUGCUGAUCUGGAAGGUGUAUACUUUGAAAUGCUGGAGGAUUAUGCUACUCGGGAACGACUGACAAAUGUCAGUCAUCCUGCCGUGAUUAAAGCAUUUAUAGAAUAUUAUAAAUCGAAAGGAUGGCUUGCACGAGCUGAACAAGUUAUAUUCCAACUCGACCCAUCCAGUAUCGAUGUACAUGGUGUGCUCAAACUAUGUAAAGCAUCAGGACUGUAUAAUGCCUUGAUAUUUGUCUAUAAUCGAGCACUAAAGGAUUAUAUAAGCCCAAUUGUGGAGAUCUUGACGAUAUUAGCAGAGAAUGAAAAGACGGCAGGAAAACGCCCCUCUACUUCAAACACUGAAUCUGCUAAUGGCGAUGUCGGUGGAUGGGCAGAAUCUGCACGAGAAGACGCCACAUAUGCCCUGUAUGUAUAUUUAGCAUAUGUAUUGACAGGAAAGGCCUUCCCUGUUGGUAUACUACCACCCAAGGAAGCACUCAAGGCCAAAACGGACGUAUACAACUUUUUAUUCUCCCUAUAUCACGCAUUCUGGCCACCAGAAGGAGUCUCUGUCGAAGCAACCCUAUUACGACUAGGAGAUCCACCAUUCCCAUACGUCCGUUUAUUAUUCCGACACGAUCCACGAGAGUUCCUUAAAUUUAUUGGUCAAGCAUUUGAGGAUCCGAGUCUGGAAGGUGAAAUACCAGCCAAAGAUAUUUUUGGACUGAAUAGACCAGGUGGAUAUCAUGUACGUGAUGAAGUAUCCCGGCAGUCGGUAGCUGAUACGUUGCUCUUGAUUGUGGAAGAUGAUGUCUUGACGGCUGAUAAAGUCGCUGUAUAUGCCUUCCUUGCACGUAAUUACGCUCGGUAUACCACCUUUCUAGCAUUUCCUGACGACGUGUUAAAAGCUAUGGUGACGGAUUUAUCCAUGUAUAAGGACGAUGGAUCUCGGAAUGAACGACAGAAUGCCGUUAUGGUCCUGCUCGAACGAUGGAAGUAUAGCAAGACCAGUGCCUUCCUGAUCAUGUUUGAAGAGGCUGGGUUUUGGAAGAUAUGUGAAGCUCAGUAUCGACAGGACGAGCAGUAUGAUAAAGUAUUGGAUUGCUAUCUGAAUGAUUCAGUACGAACCGCUGAAUCAUUCAUGUGUAUACGAGAACUCUUGUCGGAUAAAAGUAUCUUGUAUUCCGAUCGGAUGGCCGUGAGGUCUAAAGUCAUGUCGUCCUUGGUACAGCUAGUCCAGAUAGAUGCGGAGAAGACUGCUGAGAUUAUAUCACAGUUCUUUCCGGAUGCUCAUUCUGGUGUAAUUAGUCAGUUGGCUGCUGCAUCUAGUAGUGGUCAUGUGGAGUAUGAGUGGAUGUACUUGCGUGGAUUGUUAGUACCUCAGAGACCAUCACUAAUUAGAAAUGAGACUAUGAAACUGCCUACAGAGAUAUAUGAACGAUAUGUAGAACUCUUGGCAGUACGGAAUUCCGAAUCAGUGCUCCCAUAUCUUAUUCAUGUGACUGAUGAAUCAGAAGGGUAUCCUUUUGAUUUACAGCGCAUGUUUCAAGCAUGUAGAUCCCAUAAUAUCACAGAAGCUGCCGUCUGGAUAUUAGAACGUAGUGGUGAUAUACAUGGAGCAUUAAGUAUCCUGCUAGAAGGACUCAAAGAAUCAUCACAGGAAGCCGUGUAUAAGGAAAUCCAAGCUGCUAAAAGUGCAGCUGCCCGACAAGAUGAUAAUCCUGUAGGUAGCCGAAGUAGUGGACAUAGCAUGCGAGAGUCAUCUGUGUCUCCUGAACGAGGUGCUAUAGUGACUGAAGAUCGUCGCUUACGAAUGGAGGCUCGUCGAGCACUGAGUAAAGCUCAGGAUAGUGUAGAAGCCGCUACUGAGUUGUGUAGACGUGCUGCUACGAGACUGACGAGACCUGAUCGUGAAGGAUUGUGGUUUCAGCUGCUGGACGUGGCAGUCCAGCCUCAGCAGUUGUUACUGAAACAUGAUGGUGAUGAAGUCAAACACGAAGCAUCAGUUAAGCCACCAAAAAACGAUGCAAGUCAUAAACGCAUGCUGGAAUCAUUCAAAGCUCUAUCUCGAGCCGUCAUGUCUGGAAUGAUUGGACAGGUCGCACUACAGGCUAUACUACGUCGUCUGGUUGUUGCGCAGCCACAAGUACCACUAGGAGAACACCGAGCACUUCUAGAAGAAAUGCUGGCUGGUCACAUCCAUGAACGUGAAACACUCGUAAUCGCCGGUCGUAUCGCAGCAUCAGAUGUCGACACGUUGGAACAACAAGUUGUUUCAUUGCGUGUUGGUGGGAUACGGCCGUCACGAGCUACAUGUGGCAUUUGUAAGAAACUUUUGGGUGUCUCUUCAUCAUCAUCGAAUGUGAUGCAUCAACACAAUCCAGACAAUAUCUUGGUGUAUAAAUGUCGCCAUGCCUACCAUGAGACGUGUAUGAAGGAUGUAUGGGUGAUGGAUGUUGAUGUGGAGUGUGUCUUGUGUCGAAAUCCAGCUGGGGUUUUACGGAAGAAGAGUGAUUUCUUGUCGAGGUUGCCGUCUCCUAUAGCGUCUCCUGAUCGUGGGAAAGGGAAGGAGAAGGCAUCAGAAGAAGAUGAGACAGCUGAAGGAAUGAUAUCCAAAGAAAUGCUAGUUAGAGUAGAAGCCUUGACGAGGUUUCACUCUGUUAGUAGGACUACUCCUACGGCUGAACUUCUCACCGUCCUAUCACCAAACGAGCGGGUAUACGACCUCGAUGAUGAAACAUCACUGUUCGCUGCUGCUGCAACUACAGCAGUAUUCAGCAAUUCACAGAGUUUUAUUGAAGAAGACUCGCAGCAUGAUGAUCGACCGUCUCUGCCAGCGAUACUUUCGAAAACACGUAUGAGGCAUCAGCUUUUAUUGUCUCCGCCACAUCUACCUGCGGUUGAUACCGCAUGA
This is a messenger RNA of Synchytrium microbalum, 5382 nucleotides long. RefSeq lists its product as uncharacterized. Lineage: Eukaryota; Fungi; Chytridiomycota; Chytridiomycetes; Synchytriales; Synchytriaceae. The record is from RefSeq and is a predicted model, not a curated record. Gene Ontology annotation, biological process: endosomal vesicle fusion; protein targeting to vacuole. Gene Ontology annotation, cellular component: late endosome; HOPS complex. The transcript is spliced from 13 exons. Gene Ontology annotation, molecular function: protein binding. The coding region runs from base 1 to 5382 and encodes 1793 amino acids.